This is a messenger RNA of Sycon ciliatum, 3448 nucleotides long. RefSeq lists its product as uncharacterized. NCBI's taxonomy places the organism in Eukaryota, Metazoa, Porifera, Calcarea, Leucosolenida, Sycettidae. The record is from RefSeq and is a predicted model, not a curated record. The transcript is spliced from 10 exons. Gene Ontology annotation, molecular function: RNA polymerase II transcription regulatory region sequence-specific DNA binding; DNA-binding transcription factor activity, RNA polymerase II-specific. Bases 1 to 2748 code for a protein of 915 amino acids.
AUGACUCGCAGUCGCCUGAAGAAGAGUCUGCGGGCCCUGGACCAAUUCAUACAUGUAGCGUAUUCUUUCGGCUUGACAGUCAACCUGGACAAGACAAAGGUGAUGGCUGCUGGAUAUGGACUCGCGGAAGCAGACCGGCUGCCCCUGGACGUGGCGGGUGAGGUGGUCGAGUGUGUAGAUAGUUUCCGUUAUCUUGGCUCUCUCCUCCACACGAAUGGCCGAUCUACCCCAGAUAUCAGCUCGCGCAUUGCCGGUGCAUCACGUGCAUUUGGAGCCCUGCGCCAGCCGGUUUUCGCUGACGGCAACCUCUCACUUGCUACAAAGCAGCUUGUGUACGGGGCAUGCGUGUUGUCUCUGCUUCUGUACUGUGCUGAGUGUUGGGUGCCGUUGAAGCCCGACCUUGAUGCACUGUGCUCUUUCCAUUUGCGCUGCAUCCGUUCCGUGAUGGGUAUCAGCCAGCGGAAUGUCUGGGACGAACGACUGACCAGGGUUGAUGUUCUGGAGCGGUGGAAUCCGCGUCAGCCCCGUGACAUCCCCAGCCUGCUGACAUCGCGCCGCAUAGAGUGGCUUGGGCAUGUUGUGCGAAUGCAUGAGGAGCGUGCCCCGCGUCAACUACUGUUUGGCACCCUACAUCCUGUCCAUCCAAUGUGCGGCCCGAGGAAAAGGUGGCGCGAUGCUACGCGGAAGGAUCUGGCGGCGUUGGGCAUCGACGAAUGCCAGUGGAACCUUGCAACCGGCCGAAAAGCCAACCAGAAAGCCAACCAUCAAGGUCACCCCGAGCAGUGCAAUGCUUUCAGUCAGUACUAUUGUGUAGCGGCUAGGGGAGAGUUCCAGAUGAUUAUCAGUAGUAAUGGCCGCAUCUGCUACUGCUCUCCGAACGUCGAAUCCUUGCUGGGAGUCCGUGACGUGGAGGUGAUGGGAAACAAAAUCACGGAUUUUGUUGAUCCCGAUGACGCACACAUCAUCACCCCUCAUCUUCAGCGCCUUAACCAGAUAGGCGUCACCCAGGCGGGGGAAGAUGGGCCCGAGCCGGAUCCCAGCAUUGCCGGUGAGUUCGCAGCACCAGAUUCAUGCUCUUUUGCUGUGCGCAUGAAAUGCGGCAAUCAGAAAAAAAGAAGAAAUAGGACGGCUUCAUCGCGUGCAUCCAUGGCCGCCAGCAGCAAGUCUUACGACUAUUGGCCAGUAAGAUGCCACGGCCAGUAUAGACCACCAGCCAUGGACCUGAAAUUGACCGAGCCACUAUCACUGCACUCAAUGGUGAUCCUCUGCAAGCCCGAUGUUACCAUUGGCUCUGUGAGCAUGGAGUCCCGUCCAAGCGGAAUGAAUUUCCGAGCUCGAUACAAUUUGGCUUUCGAGAUCGUUAAAUGCCAUGAGAACGACCAAGCAGUGUUCACUGGCCAGAAGGAUCUCAUUGGUAAGAGCCUGUACGCGCUGAUUCAUCCCUUAGAUGCCGAGAAACUGCGAGAGAAGCACCAUGCAUUGGUACAUGGUAACGAAGACAGCAUCACAAUGCAAUUGCGCUACUUACGACCGAACAACAGCAGUGUGUUGGUGGAGAUGGUGGCGAAUCUAGAGAGGACCUCUCCCCGGAUGUACAUCAAUGUAAACAAUUAUAUCGUAAGCAUAUCUGCACAGCCUGUGAUGGUUCCCUUUAGAGCCAGUGCGACACCAGUAGUGGCGCCUCAAUCACCUGGCCUGCCGGUCAAACAAGCCAUGCCGAAACCACCAGCAGCAGAAGCAGCGGCAUCGGCAACCGCUGCCUCGGAAGGACAUCGACCACAGCCUCCCGCAGCCGCCAUCUCCACCACAGACUCUGCCUGGGCACGAGAUCCUCUGCUGACUCCCGCAGCUGCAGCGUCUAUCUCCGCCACGGACUCUGCCUUUGCAGGACGUCAUCUGCAGACUCCAGCAGGCGCCACGUCUAUCUCCACCCUGGCCUCCGCCGGCAGAUCUGCACUGGCUGCCACCACCUCCGCCACUUUCCGGAGAUCCAGUUUGAAUGUCAAAUCGGGAGAUCUUGUAUCACCAGACUCGGUUUCCACCCCGGAUGUCUUCCCCAAGCUCUCGUCACAAGCACAGGUGUCUUCGUUGGCGCUUGCACGUCCUGCUAGCAUGACUGUGCAAUCAACCAUGAUGCGCUCUCCAGUCAGUACAAGUCCAGUAUUUGUAUCACAAUCCCCACGGAAAUCCAACGUAACUGGCCUGUCGUUCGCACAAGCCAUGCCGAGAUCAUCUGAAGCAGCAGAAGCAGCGGCCGCAGCUUUCAACGCUGCCUUGGCGCAUCAGCUACAGACCCCCGCAGCCGCCGCGACCAUCUCCACCAUAGCCACUUGCAUUUCUACACCGUCUGCCACCGCUACUGCUGCCAGUGUGGGAUCAGCCGGAGUAGGGCUUCCUGGCAGCACGCAUUUCAGCAGAAGCAUGCUGGUCCAAGCACCAGCACUGCCAACUCACUUGCUCCCAUCACCUAUAGCCAUAGCCGGCCUGGCCACGGAUGCUAUUCUGGCCCCUGGCAUUCCGACAUCGGCUACACCCAACUCAUCGCUUUCUGAUGCUGCCGAGUCUGGCCCCUUCACAGAUCUGUCACAUGGGCUUGGAUCCAGCCUGCAUGCUCCUCUGCCUUCUGUCAUUCCGCCAUCGACGCCGGCGUCUGCAUCUGCCCCAUCACGUCGAGAAAUGACGCUUUCGCAAAUGAGCCGCGGAACACCCUCUUGCGGCCACCCUGCUGGAUAUCCUCCAGAGGCUUAGGCAAGGACUGGCAAUGAAACCGGCACUCCAUGCUUGCCCAACUGCCUUGUGUAUAUUACACCUCGACUUUCUCAUGCAUGUCUGUUGUACUGUAUACAGCCUUGUGUAUAUUACACCUCGAUUUUUUCAUGCAUGUCUGUUGUACUGUAUACAGCCUUGUGUAUAUUACACCUCGAUUUUCUCAUGCAUGUCUGUUGUACUGUGUACAGCCUUGUGUUUUUACACCUCGAUUUUUUCAUGCAUGUCUGUUGUAUGUGGUAGAGUAUGCAAUGUUUGAUACUGGGUUGACCCCUAGCUGAGUCAACUAUCCUUUCCAGUGCCUGCACACGCGUUUUACAUGCACCUCCUCUCCCCCCCCCCCCCCCACACUCUUGUAUCAGGUUUUCUCUUCGCAGCCUUCCGUCAUUAUUUUCUGCACGAUUACUUCCUUGCAUGAAAUUGUUUUUUUGUCACACUGAUGUAGUCUAGUACUGCUCUUCUUAAAUUUGACUUUUUUUUACAAGACUCUUCUUUUCUUUUCAUUUCGUUCUCCCACUCUCACACACACAUGCUCACAGUCAUUUCUGCCGUCGUGAGUCGCAUUCGGGACGAAUACGAGAAUGAGCGCUUUGUGGCAAAGCACUGAUUUCCAUGGCGACGCCAACCAAAAUGGUGUCGUUCAUACUUUCUCUUUCUUUCUUGCUGUUGGCUUCACUGCAAA